AUGAGUGGAAGCAACGAUAAGAUGCAAGAACAAAUUCCUAUGCCUACUGCAAUAACUUUUGAUGCAAUUCAGCAGCGAACUCCUACAGCUACAACAGCCGAAUCUAGAUGGCUCGCACGCAAGGCGGUGCAUUCGAGGGAGAUGCACCCGGAGCCUCAGCUUGGGGUAGACGUCGACCCUAAGGUCGAGAUAUUAGCAGCUAUUGGGGAUAUGCGACAGGCACCAGCACCAGCAGUACCAGCACCAGCGCUGCAAGAUCAGCCGCCACCAGUUCAUGUGGCCGCCCCACCAGACUUAGAGGUUAGAGAGAUGCCACUGCGGGAUCAGAAGAUGCUUGGGUCAUUAGGCCUUUUAGAGUCGAGAGGAGCUAACUUUACCGCUCAUCAUUUCCGUGGGCCAGCCAGGCAGUGGUGGCGCACGUAUCGAGAGUCUAGGCCAGUUGGAUCUUCUCCUAUAUCUUUGAGUGACUUCUCAGAGGAUUUCUUGGCCCGGUUCAUGCCACGGAGCGUCAGAGAUAGGCUUCGUUAUCAGUUCUCUAGAUUGGAGCAGGGAUUUAUGACCGUUUCAGAGUAUGAGGCGAGGUUCCAUGAGUUGUCUCGCCAUGCUACUAUGAUCCUGCCCACAGAGGGAGGGAGAGUUCGUUGUUUUGUACGUGGGUUGCGAUACCGUUUGAGGUUUGACACAGAGCAUAUGGUUUCAGCUGGCCGUUCUUUUCUUGAUGUGGUGGAUCAUGCCCGAUCCAUGGAGCAUAUUCAUCGUGAGGCCCAAGGGGGCAGCGAUAAGAGGGCACGCUACCAGGGAUCCUAUAGCGAGUCGCAGACUAGGGGGAGGGACUCAUAUGAUAGGCCUUGUCAGAAGUUCCAGCAGGGUCAGACCAGUCGUCCUGGCGUUCAACUUCGGGGUGUUAUGAUUGUGGUGCUCUUGACCAUUGGUCUAGAGAAUGCCCUCAGCGAGGUCGGGGGGCGAUUAGGAGGUGGUCAGGUUCAGGGUCGUCGAAAGAGUCGACAGGGUACCAGGGGUGGAGCUCGGGGAGGCAGGUCAGGUGGUAGACCGGGUGCACCAGGUAGAGGUGCUCAGGGCCAUUUUUACGCAGCCCCGGCAAGGGCGGCGACUGAAGCAUCUAACGAUGUGAUCUCAGGUACGCUCUUCUUAUGCCAUCAACCUGCUACAGUAUUGUUUGAUCCAGGGUCCACAUUCUCAGCUGAUCUUAUUAUGCUAGAUACGAUUGAUUUUUAUGUGAUUUUGGGCAUGGACUGGUUAUCCCCAUAUCAUGUGGUCUUGGAUUUCUAUGACAAGACUGUUACCUUAUCCAUGCCUGGUGUUCCCCCGAGAUGGAGUAGGGAGGGCCCAUCAGUUGAAUCAGUUCCUGUGGUUAGAGAGUAUCCAGAUGUGUUCCCUACAGAUCUACCUGGCCUACCCCCAGAGCGUGACAUUGAUUUUGCUAUAGAUUUGGAGCCUGGCAUCCGUCCUAUUUCUAUUCCGCCUUAUCGGAUGGCUCCUGCAGAGCUCAGAGAGCUCAGUCUUCAGUUAAAGGACCUCUUAGAAAAGGGGUUCAUUCGUCCGAGUGUGUCGCCUUGGGGUGCUCCUCUUCAGGGUGCUGCCGUGUUUUCUAAGAUUGAUUUGAGGUUCGGGUACCAUCAGCUGAGGAUUAAAGCAGCAGUCAUCCCUAAGACGGCAUUUAGGACUCGUUACGGCCAUUAUGAGUUCCUUGUUAUGUCUUUUGGGUUGACUAAUGCCCCAUCCGCCUUUAUGGACUUGAUGACACGUGUGUUCAGGCCAUACCUUGAUUCAUUUGUUAUCAUCUUCAUUGAUGACAUAUUGGUAUACUCGCGGAGCCGAAGUGAGCAUGAGCAACAUUUGAGGAUAGUGCUCCAGACUUUGAGAGAUCAGCAGCUUUAUGCGAAGUUCUCAAAGUGCGAGUUUUGGCUUGCAUCUGUAGCAUUCUUGGGGAACGUGGUGUCCAAGGAGGGUAUUAGGGUAGAUUCGACGAAGAUUGAAGCUAUUCGUGAUUGGGACAGACCCACUUCUGUUACUGAGGUUCGUAGCUUUGUCGGGUUAGCGAGUUACUACAGGCAUUUUGUUGAGGGAUUUUCUACUAUUGCAGCUCCAUUGUCUCGGUUGACUCGCCAGGAUAUUCCCUUUGUGUGGUCGGAGGAGUGUGAGAUGAGCUUUCUAAAGCUCAAGGAGUUGCUUACUAGCGCUCCUAUAUUGACUCUUCCGAUUGAGAGCGAGGGUUUCACGAUUUAUUGUGAUGCGUCUGGUGUUGGUGCGGGUUGUGUAUUGAUGCAGGAGGGCCAGGUUAUUGCGUAUGCGUCGAGGCAGCUUAAGGUCCAUGAGCGCAACUACCCCACCCAUGACUUGGAGUUGGCAGCGGUAGUUUUCGUGCUUAUGAUUUGCAGGCACUACUUGUAUGGAGUUCGAUGUGAGAUUUAUACUGACCACAAGAGUCUUUAG
Molecule: messenger RNA, 2454 nt
Organism: Solanum pennellii
Lineage: Eukaryota; Viridiplantae; Streptophyta; Magnoliopsida; Solanales; Solanaceae
Exons: 9
Coding region: 1-2454 (817 amino acids)
Source: RefSeq, a predicted model, not a curated record